AUGGCUCCUUCAGGAAUCAAUCAGGCUUUCGUUUUACACCCGGGUGGCAAAUUCGAUUAUGAAGAGCGUGUGAUACCCAAUCUUCAAACGGAUCGCGACGUUAUCGUCCAGGUUAUCGUGACUGGUCUUUGUGGCUCUGAUAUCCACUAUUGGCAGCAUGGCCGCAUAGGACGGUAUGUGGUGGAAGCCCCCAUCGUCCUUGGCCAUGAGUCUGCCGGCAUUGUAGUGGAAUGCGGAAGCAAAUCAGGCUUCACUGUCGGUGAUCGCGUGGCCCUGGAGCCCGGCAUUGCUUGCAAUACCUGCCAGCAUUGCCGCGCAGGCAGAUACAAUCUUUGUAGCGCAAUGCGUUUUGCCGCUACACCACCCUAUGAUGGCACCCUGGCGACCUACUACCGUCUUCCUGCAGAAUGCUGCUACAAGCUGCCGGCACAUGUGUCGCUGCAACACGGAGCACUGGUCGAACCGCUCAGUGUGGCGGUACACAGCUGUCGCCUGGCAGGAGAUAUGCAGCAAAAGUCGGUCGUUGUCUUCGGCGCUGGUCCUGUUGGCUUGCUCUGCGCAGCCGUUGCACGCGCAUUUGGUGCGUCAACAGUCGUGAUUGUAGACAUCAACUCCGACCGACUUAGCGUGGCACAAAAGUACGGAGCCACGCACACGUAUAAGAUGAGCGCCGAUUCCCCCGAACACAAUGCCGCCAGAAUCUUGGAAGAAUCGGAGCUGGAUGCUGGAGCUCAUAUAGUACUGGAUGCCACUGGCGCUGAGCCUUGUAUGAACUGUGGUAUUUCAGCCCUUGCGCAGGGUGGAACAUUUGUUCAGGUCGGCUUGGGCAAACCGAACCCCUCACUGCCGGUCGGUCAAAUUUGUGAUAAAGAGGCCAUUUUCAGGGGGAGUUUUCGAUAUGGCCCAGGAGAUUACCAGACAGCUAUUGGGCUGCUGUCGUCGGGUCGGGUUGUACUAGAGGGCCUUGUUACCCAUGAGUUUCCUUUCACACAGGCGGAAGAGGCAUUCAAGAACGUCGGCAACCGACAGGGUAUCAAGACUGUCAUCUAUGGACCCGGUGCAGAUGAGAAUGCAGCGAAAGCAACCACGGCAUAA
Aspergillus luchuensis is the source of this 1095-nucleotide messenger RNA. RefSeq names its product NAD(P)-dependent alcohol dehydrogenase. Lineage: Eukaryota; Fungi; Ascomycota; Eurotiomycetes; Eurotiales; Aspergillaceae. The record is from RefSeq and is a predicted model, not a curated record. Gene Ontology annotation, molecular function: zinc ion binding; L-iditol 2-dehydrogenase (NAD+) activity. Bases 1 to 1095 code for a protein of 364 amino acids. The transcript has 3 exons. Gene Ontology annotation, biological process: D-sorbitol catabolic process.